AUGAGUGGGAAUCAGUCAGAUGCAGAGUCCGAUUUCUGGGAAGGUGAGGAUGACACAGUCAUAUCAGUAGCCAAAGCUGCUGAGCUCCCAAGCACUCUGGAGCUGGGCAAGGGCCGAAAGGGCCUCCAGAAGGCAUUGCAGCUUCAAGAUGCCGGAGAGUAG
Molecule: messenger RNA, 162 nt
Organism: Aspergillus melleus
Lineage: Eukaryota; Fungi; Ascomycota; Eurotiomycetes; Eurotiales; Aspergillaceae
Exons: 2
Coding region: 1-162 (53 amino acids)
Source: RefSeq, a predicted model, not a curated record